AUGAACUACACGUCCAAAAGCUCCGUGGCGACAGAAGACGACUAUGAGCGGCCGGUUGAAGAGGAAGAAGACCAAGGGUCGUGUCUGAAACGUGGAAAGAAUCUUAUCCCUGCUGUAUACAGGACUGAGUUUGUGGAGCUGUUCAAGCUGGCAGGACCAGUGAUCAUCUCCCAGACCAUGAUUUUCAUGACUGGUUUUGUAAGUAUAGUAUUCUCUGGCCAUCUGGGGAAAACAGAACUUGCAAGUGUGGCCUUGUCAAUUGCGGUCAUCAACGUCACAGGCAUUUCAAUUGGUACAGGUUUAUCUUUAACCUGCGACACUCUAAUAUCACAAACUUAUGGGAGUGGUAACAUGAAGAGAGUCGGAGUGAUUCUACAGAGGGGGGUUCUGAUCCUGUUACUGGCCUGUUUUCCCUGUUGGGCCAUCCUGCUGAACACAGAAGUGCUGCUGCUCCUCGUCAAACAGAGCCCUGCUGUGGCCAGUCAAUCUCAACUUUAUGUCAACAUCUUCAUGCCUUCAUUACCGGCAGCUUUUAUGUAUCAGCUUCAAGCAAGAUAUCUUCAAAACCAGUCUAUCAUCUGGCCUCAAGUUAUAACUGGAUUAAUUGGCAACAUCCUAAAUGCAGUCAUUAAUUAUAUACUCAUAUACCCGCUUGACCUUGGGAUUGGGGGAUCAGCAGCAGCCAACGCCAUUUCUCAAUUUUUGCUGGCAAUUAUUUUAUUUAUAUAUAUCUAUGCAAGAGGUCUCCACAAAAAGACAUGGGCAGGCUGGUCACUUGAAUGUCUGCAGGAGUGGGGGCCCUUCAUAAAGCUGGCCAUACCCAGCAUGCUGAUGCUGUGCCUGGAGUGGUGGAUGUUUGAAAUCGGAGGGUUUCUCGCUGGGAUCAUCAGUGAGACGGAGCUUGGGUCGCAGAGUGUGGUCUAUGAGCUCGCUGUUGUUGGUUAUAUGAUCCCUCUUGGACUGUCAGCAGCAGCCAGUGUUCGUGUUGGGCAAGCACUUGGAGCAGGAAAAGUUGAGCAGGCGAAGCUGUCUGCAAAAGUUCCGAUAGUUUCUGGAUUUUGUAUGGCCUGUGUUGUUGCUGCAUUGUUCAUGUCUAUUAAAGAUUACGUUGCAUAUGUCUUCACUACAGAAAGGGAAAUUAUAGAGCGAGUGAGCGAGGUGGUGAUUGUUUACUCUUUCACACAUAUCGGUGAUGCAACUGCGGGUAUUAAUGGAGGUGUGGUCAGAGGAGCUGGAAAACAGUCUGUUGGUGCUCUGUUUAACCUAGUAGGAUAUUACGCUAUCGGCCUCCCUAUCGGUGUAUCAUUAAUGUUUCCUGCAAAGAUGGGCAUCAAAGGGCUUUGGGUUGGUCUUCUGAUAAGUGUUUUUACGCAAGCCGUUGUUUUCAUAACCUAUUUAUCCAAACUAAAUUGGCGUCAAGCAGCUGUAGAAGCUCAGAAAAGAGCUGGAGUCCUGGUCAACACUGAAGCACAAAUCAACUCUAUAGACUCCAAAGAGGUCACUUCUACUGAACCGGUCUAUGAAACUCCAGACAACUGUCUGCAAGACCAGCCUGAAUCCAGCCCCGCUGCAGGAUGUGAAGAUGAAGAUUUGGGCUACACAGACAACGUCCAACAUGAGAUACCUGUAUUGGACGAGGUCCCCAUUAACCAGCCUUACAGAAGGAUCCCACCAAAUCAGUAUAAAGAGUGGCUGAUAGUAGCACAGAGCAGCAUGGCGUUGAACAUCCCAGGUAUAGUUGCAGUGGUGGUCUUCUACCUCCUGAUCCUCGGGAGAGGGGUCUGGGCGGCUCAAAAGUCCCGCAGAGCUGAGAGGAAUGGCCGCGGAAACAGGACAGAGGUGGUGCUGCUUGGAGACAGAAAUAUCAAUCUGGUGGUGGGCAUCUUCACCAUGAUGGGCAAGUAUACCAUACACUCUGCAUGGUACAGAAAACACUCACAUUGA
Molecule: messenger RNA, 1944 nt
Organism: Knipowitschia caucasica
Lineage: Eukaryota; Metazoa; Chordata; Actinopteri; Gobiiformes; Gobiidae
Source: the annotation of a GenBank genome assembly